AUGUGCGCAGACGCCUCUUCGUUCGUGCUCUCGAGAGCCAAGGUUGAAGAUAUCCCCGAAGUGGUUGAGCUGCAGUACGAUGCCUUCCCGGACUUUGCACGUCGGGCCUUCAUGGGGUGCUACUCGCGAGACGACAUCGCAAAAGUGGCGGCUUACUACAUGGAAGAGAUGCGCACCGACCCGAGCGACAUUUGGAUCAAGGUCAAUGAUGUUGAGAGCGGUAAGAUUGUCGCUGCCUCGAACUGGAAGCUGUAUUCGACCAGCGCACUUCCACAUGGUACGGACAAAGUCCCGACUUGGAUCGAGGAUGAGGAAGCCAAAGAACUCACUCGAACGAUACUGGAGCCCAUGAAUGAGCUGAGGCUCAAGGAGAACGUCGGACCGUUCAUACGCAAUGCUGCCGAAUACAGACGUCGAGGAGUGGCCAGUAUGAUGAUGCAAUGGGGCUGCGAUCUGGCCGAUCUACUUUCUCUUCCAGGUUGGAUAGAGGCGAGCCCUGAAGGUGAUCAACCUCACCAAAACCCAGCAGUUUAG
This is a messenger RNA of Saxophila tyrrhenica, 534 nucleotides long. RefSeq lists its product as uncharacterized. The record is from RefSeq and is a predicted model, not a curated record. The coding region runs from base 1 to 534 and encodes 177 amino acids. The transcript is spliced from 2 exons. NCBI's taxonomy places the organism in Eukaryota, Fungi, Ascomycota, Dothideomycetes, Mycosphaerellales, Extremaceae.